Prunus armeniaca (apricot) is the source of this 519-nucleotide messenger RNA. The record is from the annotation of a GenBank genome assembly. Lineage: Eukaryota; Viridiplantae; Streptophyta; Magnoliopsida; Rosales; Rosaceae.
AUGCCCCCUGUGCUUUCCAACUUAUCUCAAAUUACCACCUGUGGUGGAAAACGUCUCAAAGUACCCCCCAACGUGCAAAAAACUGUCUCACGUUACCCUUUCCGUCAGUUUUUUUUGAAGUUCCGUUACGAACGUUACUGUUCAUCUCCCCCAAAAUUCCAGAACAGCAGCUCCUCCCAUUUGUUACUGUUCAUCGCACCAGUUUUUGGGCUGCCAUCGCCUCCUCCGGCCACCCCAAGCGACGACAUGGAUAUCAAAAGAACCAGCACGUUGUCCUCUACCACCCUCACAUCUCAGCCGCUGCCAACCGUCGUCUGGAUCACCGAAAAAAGCAAGAAAUUGGCCGGUUUUUACCCAAAAUCUCCAUUGCUCGUUCGGGCGAUUCCGAGCACCAUUUUCUUCGAUCCAGCGAACAGUGCAGCCGCAUGGCUAUACUCUGCUUGCACAUUUUCAAAACAGUGUAGUGGUUUGGCUAUACCCGGCAUCCUGUUCACUGAGGCAACGACUACAAGUGACUAA